Messenger RNA from Agrilus planipennis (emerald ash borer), 1922 nucleotides. RefSeq names its product zinc finger BED domain-containing protein 1-like. The transcript has a single exon. The record is from RefSeq and is a predicted model, not a curated record. Gene Ontology annotation, molecular function: DNA binding. NCBI's taxonomy places the organism in Eukaryota, Metazoa, Arthropoda, Insecta, Coleoptera, Buprestidae. The coding region runs from base 23 to 1348 and encodes 441 amino acids.
AUUAAAACUUUAUAUCGAAAUUAUGAAGCGUGGACCAAAAACUUCGUCUACAGUGUGGGAGCAUUUUAAAAGGAGUGGGGAAAAGAAAAAUAACGUAACUUGCAGUAUUUGCAAAAAUGAAUUUAAAUAUUCCGGAAAUACAUCAAAUUUAAGGGAACAUUUAAAAAGAAAACACCCGGCUUCCCUAUUUCCGCAACGUGAACCCGAAGAAGAUGCCGAUGAAAAUGUGGUAACAUCAGUUGUAGAUCCUAGUCAAGAAAUUGACUCUUCAUCCCAUAAUUCAAGGAGACUAUUCCCUGGUGGAUCCGCUGUACCAAUACCAAUUCCCACUAACAUUACAGCAAAAAACCAAGGAAAGCCUCUAUCGAAAUCGAAAGGUUCUCGCCAACUCAGGUUAUUUGGUUCUACUAGAGGCGACGGUCUAACACCGGAAAUGAAAGAUAAACUUGACAAAGCUCUUUUGCAAAUGAUUGUAAUAGAUUAUCAACCACUGUCCAUUGUAGAAAAUAAGGGCUUCAUUAAUUAUUCAAAUAACCUGAAUCCACAUUAUCAACUGCCAACUAGAAAACUUUUAACAUCAGUAUGGCUUGAAAACUUGUACCAAGAGGAAAGUCGCAAAAUUAAGACCAUACUGACAGAUGUGGCAAAUGUUGCAGUAACAACAGAUAUCUGGACGUCAGAUAGUAACAAAGCUUACAUUUCUGUGACAAUUCACUUUGUUUAUAAUAACCAGAUGGUUUCCAGGAACAUAGCCACCAACGAACUGGAAGACGUUCAUCACACAGGAGAAAAUAUUGCAAGAGCCCUUAAUUCUAUUUUUCAAGAGUGGAAUAUCAACAAUAAAAUCGUCACAGUCGUAUCUGAUAAUGGGGCAAAUAUCAAAAAUACUAUCCGACAGAUAAACGUACACCAUCACCCGUGUAUCGCCCAUACCUUAAAUCUAACUGUAAAUGAAAGUUUAGACGAUAUUCCCUUGUUAAAUACAGUUAUUAAAAAAUACCGGUCUCUAGUUGGACAUUUCAAACAUAGUGUUGUCGCAUCUCAAAUUCUCAAGGAAAUGCAAAUUCAAAUGAAUCUUCCUAUUCUUAAGGUCAAACAGGAUAUAAGAACACGAUGGAACUCAUGUUUGAUAAUGAUGGAGAGACUUUUAAAAAUAAAAGCGCCGCUGUCAGCUGCCAUAACAUCUAUCCCUCAAGCACCUGAAUUUUUGGACACUGCAGAGUGGCAAAUAAUAGCAGACUGUGUAUCGUUGUUAAAACCUACUGAAGAUAUAACUACGGUUUUAUCGGGCGAAAAAUAUCCUACCCUCUCCAUGGUACCUCCUUUAAUUAAGGGCCUACAACUUUAAUAAAUAAGGUAGUGACCGCAGAUGUGGCAAAUCAAUUAAAAACGUGUCUAUUCGAUUCUAUAUCAAGAAGACUCGGAAAUCUUGAAUGUAACAAAAUUGUGGCCAAAGCUACCCUAUUAGAUCCCCGCUUUAAAAAAUUAGCAUUUGGUGUUUCGGGAAAUGCAAAUAAUGCACAAACAUUGGUUCAUGAAGAGUUAGUUUCUAUUCUAUCAGUGCAAACUGAAGAAGAAAUACCAAGCGCUUCCGCCGAUACUUCUACUUCUACUGUAGAAGCCAAAACCUCGGAUUCAAUUUGGACAUUUCUAGACAAUCAAGUGAAACACUCGAAGUCACAUAUUACACCAAAUGUCACGGGUGUCACAAUGAUGUUGCGUCAAUAUUAAGAGCUGCCAUAUUUAUCGAGAUCAAGUAACCCUCUGGAAUUUUGGAAAUCUCAUUCAGGGAUUUUUCCCGAUCUUUACCAGCUACAGGCAAAAUAUUUGUGCAUCCCUGCCACUUCAGUGCCAUCAGAACGAGUUUUCUCAAAGGCAGGACAAUUAACGAAUGAUCGCCGUAACCGUCUUAACCCAAAAAA